Messenger RNA from Diospyros lotus (date-plum), 1211 nucleotides. RefSeq names its product protein EXORDIUM-like 2. The transcript has a single exon. Bases 95 to 1003 code for a protein of 302 amino acids. The record is from RefSeq and is a predicted model, not a curated record. Lineage: Eukaryota; Viridiplantae; Streptophyta; Magnoliopsida; Ericales; Ebenaceae.
GGGUCUAGUGGCCUCACCCCAUCCCUACUAUAAAUACCUUCUCCACCCACUCGCACUUUAACCAGUCAAAACAAUUCAUCGUUCCACUCUAACAAUGGCUUUCGCCACUCGCUCUUGGACUCCUGUGGUGCUGCUGCUCCUCGUCUCCGCCGCCGCCGCGGCGUUUUCGCCAUCGUCGGCAGCGCUCGUGAAGCAGCAGCCGCUAGUUCUUAAGUACCACAACGGCGCUCUCCUGAAAGGCGACGUAGCCGUCAAUCUCGUCUGGUACGGCCGCUUCUCUCCAGCCCAGCGAUCCAUCGUCGUCGACUUCAUUCGCUCGCUUGGCUCCGGCAAUGGGCCCCGGCCUUCCGCCGCGUCGUGGUGGGGCACCACAGAGAAGUACAAGGGAGGAUCCUCCACCCUCGUCGUCGGGAAACAGGUCCUGGACGAGAGCUACUCCUUGGGAAAGAGCUUGAAAAACGCUCAUAUCGUGGCGUUGGCUUCUAAGGCCGGAGCGAGACCUAACGCCGUCAAUAUCGUAUUGACGGCGAAAGACGUCGCCGUGGAGGGGUUUUGUAUGAGCCGGUGCGGCACCCACGGGUCGACCCGGGGGAAGGCCCGGUUCGCUUAUGCAUGGGUCGGGAAUUCGGAGACCCAGUGCCCGGGCCAGUGCGCGUGGCCGUUCCACCAGCCGAUCUAUGGACCGCAGACGCCGCCGCUGGUGGCGCCGAACGGAGACGUCGGCGUGGACGGCAUGGUGAUCAACCUGGCAACCGUGCUGGCGGGUACGGUGACCAACCCGUUCAACAACGGGUACUUCCAGGGACCCGAGAGCGCGCCGCUGGAGGCCGUGACGGCGUGCCCAGGGGUGUUCGGGUCGGGCGCGUACCCGGGAUACGCGGGGCAGGUGCUGGUGGAUAAGACGACGGGGGCGAGCUACAAUGCGCGGGGGGUUAACGGGCGGAAGUUUUUGCUGCCGGCGAUGUGGGACCCGCAGACAUAUGCGUGCUCGACGCUGGUGUGAUGCUGCUGAUGAGAUGGACCAGGGAAAUGAUUGCGUGCGGACACGUGGUCUGAAUGUAGAUAUACUACUACGAAACGAGUGGGGAGUACGUGUUGUCGUUUUGCGUGACGUGUACAUUCCUGUUCCUUCCACAAACCCAGAAGAAAAAAUAUAUGUUAUUUCUGGUAUUUUGUAAUUUAGCUAAAUAAAAAAAAUAUGUUCGUUGUUA